Messenger RNA from Gilbertella persicaria, 929 nucleotides. RefSeq names its product 60S ribosomal protein L16. Lineage: Eukaryota; Fungi; Mucoromycota; Mucoromycetes; Mucorales; Choanephoraceae. Gene Ontology annotation, biological process: negative regulation of translation; translation. Bases 84 to 692 code for a protein of 202 amino acids. The transcript is spliced from 4 exons. Gene Ontology annotation, molecular function: mRNA binding; structural constituent of ribosome. The record is from RefSeq and is a predicted model, not a curated record. Gene Ontology annotation, cellular component: ribosome; cytosolic large ribosomal subunit.
UGGUGGCUUAGGUCUCUUUGAAAAAAACAGACUGGCUACAAAAAUUUUUUUGCUCUUUCUCUUUUUAUAACCGAAUAACAGCCAUGUCUACAUUCGAGAAGCAAUUGGUUAUUGACGGCAAAGGUCACUUGUUGGGUCGUCUCGCUUCCAUCAUCGCCAAGCAAGCCCUCAACGGUCAAAAGGUCGUUGUUGUCCGUUGUGAAGAAUUGAAUGUUUCUGGUGAAUUCUUCCGUAACAAGUUAAAGUACCACGCUUACCUUAACAAGCGUUGUCUUGUUAACCCCACUCGUGGUCCCUUCCACUUCCGUGCUCCUUCUCGUAUCUUGUACAAGGCUAUCCGUGGUAUGGUCCCUCACAAGACUGCUCGUGGUGCUGCUGCUUUGGACCGCAUCAAGCUCUUUGAAGGUGUCCCUGCUCCUUAUGACCGUGUCAAGCGCAUGGUUGUUCCUGAUGCUCUCCGUGUCCUCCGUCUUAAGCCCGGACGUAAGUACACCACCAUUGGCCGUAUCUCUCACGAAGUUGGCUGGAAGUACCAAGAUGUUGUUGCCAAGCUCGAAGAAAAGCGUAAGGCCAAGUCUGCUGCUUACUACCAACGCAAGACUGCCCUUGCUGCUAUCCAAAAGAAGGCUGUUGAAUCCAAGGCUGAUGCCCUUAAGGAUGUCAACGCUUCCCUUGCUGCCCUCGGUUACUAAGUUCUUAAUAUCAUGCACUGAGAGAAAAAUAAAGUAAAAAAGAAAAUAAUUAUAAAUUAUGCUUUAAUCUGUAAAGAGGAGAGGGAAUUAUAUAAAGGAAUCAAGAAGUAGUCGUAGGUGAUCUGAUCUUUUGCUUGACACGAUGAAGUUGAGAGUCUACUUCACCCAACAUUUCUUCUAGCUGAUCUUUGCGUCUACGUGACAUGGCAAUCUUUUUUGAGAAAUCUUCAGACUACA